Messenger RNA from Prorocentrum cordatum, 738 nucleotides. NCBI's taxonomy places the organism in Eukaryota, Dinophyceae, Prorocentrales, Prorocentraceae. The record is from the annotation of a GenBank genome assembly.
AGCCAGGCAGAGGGUUGCGACGCCACGGGGGAUCUGAACAAGGAUCUGCGGGCCCGCCUUGGGGCGACAAAGCUGCUUCUGCAGCAGGCCCCAGCGAGUUUGCAAGCCGCUGCGUCUGAGGUCCAUGCGAACGCUCUCAGAUCGUCUGCGAGCUCGGCGACGGCCGCCCGGAGUUCGACAGAGGCGUCGCACCUGCUGGCUUUAGCAGCGCAAAUGGGCUUCGCUGCAAGCGAUUUGGCCGCAGCGGUCGAGUCGCUGAACGCCGCCGCCAAGAAGGGGAGAAAGAAGAAACGCAAGCUGACGCAGGAUUUCAGGGCGGUUUUCGGCUACUUCACAGAGGCCGAGCGCGGCGCCAUGUCGAACCAGGGGGGGCGGCCGCUAGAAGUCAGGGAGGUCUGCUUCAACCGCGUGGCGGCUUUGGGGGCGAGGGCGCCAUCGGAGGCUGCGCAGCGCAUGCUGUCGGCACGCCUGAUCCUGCGGACAGAGGACAUGAGGGCGCGCUUCAGCCAGGCGAAGAAGAUCCAGACGUUUGACGCACUCAAGAGCGCCUGGAAAGCACGGGCGCGGACGGCGCAGAACAGCGUCGAGAUCAUCGGGGCGUCGCCGCCGCCCCCGUCGCAGCACGAGGGGAAGCGCCCCGCGAUCUUCGCGCGGGCCUACGCCGACGGGGCGCUGCCAGUUUCGAGCAACACCGAUACUGCGAUGAUCAAAAACGAUGGCCGCUACAUUCAGUUCUAG